AUGGCUCGUUCCAGCUCUGUUGCAGCCCCGCUGCUGUUCAUCGCUGCCGCUGCCUACGUGUUGAGCUGCUGCAGGACGGCGCCGUCCUUCGUGGCACCCCCAAAGGCUGCUGAAGCGGCUCUGCAGCAACAGCAACAAGCCGCAGUCGUGAGCGCAACGCUGGCAGCUGCCUCCAUGCCAGCUCCUGCUUGGGCGGCGCGUGCUUCGGACGAGGAUGACGAGGGCUUCGAUGUCCGCAUCAUUGCCGUGCUGGCCUUGCCCCUGUUCGCCAUCUCCUGGGCCCUCUUCAACGUGUGGCGUGUGGCAUUCCGUCAGGUGGUGCGACAGGGUGAGAAUGCCAAGGGCAACGCUCUGUGA
Symbiodinium sp. CCMP2456 is the source of this 357-nucleotide messenger RNA. Lineage: Eukaryota; Dinophyceae; Suessiales; Symbiodiniaceae. The record is from the annotation of a GenBank genome assembly.